AGUUGGACAACCCCAAGAGGAAAGGUGGGGGAUCCAGGAUGGCAGCCAUGCUAAUCCAGCUCGGUUUCAAGUCUGCUCCAGGCUGAUUUUUGGUCACAGGAAAAUGAAACGGACAAACGGCCAAACAGAACAGAUAUGGCCUCAGCUCAAGAAUCACCCAGAGAGACCUGCAUGCUGGAAAAUCAUCUAAAAUGCUCCAUCUGCAUGGAGACAUUUAAGGAUCCUGUCACUACAGGAUGUGGCCACUCCUUUUGUGAAAAAUGCCUGGACCGCAGCUUAAUGAUAAAUGAAGCAGCAUGCCCCCUAUGCAAGGAGCAUCUGAGCAAAACUCCAAAAGUGAACAUCAUCCUGAGAACCGUCGUCGAACAGAUGAUUAAGAGCCAAGAGAAAGACGACAACGAGUGCACUGGAGCGCCCGGCGAGGUGGCCUGUGACAUUUGCACAGGCCGAAAGCUGAAGGCUAAGAAGUCCUGCCUCGUGUGUCUUGCCUCAUAUUGUCCGGCCCACCUGGACAAUCAUUCAUCAACCGAAAGGCUGAAGGGCCACAAGCUGGUGGAACCUGUGGAGAACUUGGAUGAGAGAGCCUGUCUGCAGCAUGGACGCCCCUUGGAGCUGUACAGCACCAAGAAGGAGACGUGCAUUUGUGUAAGCUGUAUGGAUGAAGGCCAGGAGGAGGUUGUUUCAACUGAGGAUGCAUGGAACAAGAAGAAGGCUAAGCUGGAAAACACCAAGACAGAGCUGCAAGAGAAAGUUAACAACAGAAGAAAACAGGUGGAUGAGAUAAAUGCAUCUCUUAAGAGCUGCAAGUGUCUCCUCGUGUUUCCCAGUUGGUAUGUUUCUGGUUUUAGUUUCUUACUUCUCAUUUUAAUUUGAACUUUGCUUUUUCUUUGCACUUUGUUUUUUGACCCUUUCCGUUGCUACUUUGGAUUUUGUCUUUUUGACCACAUUUUGUGUCUAGGAUCACCUGGUUUUUCAAUUAAUUUGACUUUUGCUUAAUAAAGCUCCCUUUUUGUUGCCCCACUUUUCUGCUCAUUUUGGAGGUGGACAAUCUUGAAAGAGUUUUGUCAGGAAGCCUUAAUGGCACUGCCUCCUCAAUAGCCCCAGCCCAGCUAAUGGACCAGGCCCACGCCUCAGCCCACCUUGCCUACAAUGUGCCUGCUGCUCUGUUAGUGGUCUGGUCCGAUACUCGCCAGUGGUUCCCAGUUGGAGCCUGUUCCUGCUCCCUGGUCGGUGGCCCGACCGACACCAGUUCCUGUCCCUCGGUCUUCUCCACUGAUCCCGCUUGAAUUGUCCCAGAUAAUCAAUUUAAAAGAUAAUUUUACAAAUCAAUAGUAAAAAUCCCACUGAGUUGUGUUAAUUACAACAUCGCACUCACCAACAGUGACAUAGCAGCCAACUCAUAAUCAAUCUGGCCAUAUCGUUAACUUCAGCCAUGUGAAAUGCUAGUUCAUCAGAUCUGUAAGCAAGCUCAUCCAGGACAAUACAGCUUUUGAUGACUGUAGGCUGUGUAGUCUUAAUUUCGAUUACCAUGAAUCACAGCCAUAUGAUGAGGUAUAUGUAGCCUAAAAUCUGACUGUGUGCCGCUGUGAAACAGAAAAGGAGGUCAAUAUCAAAUGGACAAUGCUUGCUUGUCUCCCAA
This is a messenger RNA of Acanthopagrus latus (yellowfin seabream), 1639 nucleotides long. Its product is annotated as E3 ubiquitin/ISG15 ligase TRIM25-like. Bases 136 to 873 code for a protein of 245 amino acids. NCBI's taxonomy places the organism in Eukaryota, Metazoa, Chordata, Actinopteri, Spariformes, Sparidae. The transcript is spliced from 4 exons. The record is from RefSeq and is a predicted model, not a curated record.